This is a messenger RNA of Nicotiana tabacum (common tobacco), 750 nucleotides long. NCBI's taxonomy places the organism in Eukaryota, Viridiplantae, Streptophyta, Magnoliopsida, Solanales, Solanaceae. The record is from RefSeq and is a predicted model, not a curated record.
AAGGCGAGGGGAAAUUAGUGGUUUCAUGAUGCCUUGUCUAUUUGUUGCUGCAAAGGAUGAUCUUGAUUCAUAUCCAAUGGCAAUAAAGGAUUCAGCAAAGAUAUGUCAGAGUUUUGGUAUAGAGGCACCUAUUCACAUAAGUGUAAAGGAGAGAGAUCUGAAUAGUGUGUUCAAUAGAAUUGUCACUGCUGCAGAGCACCCUCAUAUAAGUGUUCCUGAAACUGAAGUUGGACGUAGCCAGAAGCGAUAUCGUCACCUUGUUAAUCGCUCUCUCAUGUUUACUUCAGUUGUGGCUGCUGUUGCCGUAGUUGGACUGGCAGCAUAUCGAUCUUAUGCUGCACGGAAGAAUACCUCAAGCUAGGUAAUGUCCUGUUCUACUGGAGAACCAAUAGUCAAUUUUCAACCUAAUAAGAAAGUUUCCCCGCUAUUCCUUUGAUCUCUACUAGAGAAUUAGCUAAUGUCCUUGUACAUAGAGUAUGCUCAGACUUCUUCCAAAGGUUAUUUCAAUUUUGUCCAUCUGGUCUUAUCCAUUUCCUGUUGAAAGUAUCAGCUAGGUGCUAUUUUUCCUUUACACUUUGUUUUAGAAAGCACGAUCUACCUUUUGUGAGCUACAGUUUAUUAGUAAUGUAAUAUUUAGGUGGCAUUUGGACUUUGGAUAUCAUUAUUAGAAAGGCUUUCGGAAAAUAAUUCUGGGAAAAGUUGCCUAUUCAGAUUGGUUUUGGAGGAAAUGUUAAACAUCUGGUUAGUUUU